Messenger RNA from Effrenium voratum, 3102 nucleotides. Lineage: Eukaryota; Dinophyceae; Suessiales; Symbiodiniaceae. The record is from the annotation of a GenBank genome assembly.
AUGGCUCUUCCCUUCAAAGAGGUGAUCCCGGAUGUGCUGCUUGGGCACAAGCCCGAGGGGCUGCCUCCUUUCGAUGGCUGGAAGGGUGGGGAGCUGCGCGUGCCGGCAGCGGAGUACCGCCGCAGGCUAUACGCAACGCGCGAGUCCAUGAAGCAGGACGGCAUUGACCACUUGAUCGUGGUACAGCCUGAGGACCUCUACUACCUCACUGGCUUCUACACCAUCGGCGAUGCGGCGCCCCAGGCCUUCGUCUUGCCUCUGGACUCGGAGCCGUUCCUCGUGGCUCGGCUCAUCGAGUGCGACUUGGUGCCGAAGCUGUCCUGGGUCUCCGAGGUUUGGACUUGCCCGGACCACGCCAACAUCGUGGAGGUCUUCAUGUACGCGCUCACGGCCAAGAAUGUGCCCGCCGGCAGCGUGGGGCUGCAGCUGGCGGCCAUCUCGGCGGUGCACUACGCCAGGCUGCAGCCCUUCUUCGCCAAGUUCGAGACCAGGGUGCUGGAUGGCAGCAAGACGGUGGAACGGGUGCGCAUCCAGAAGUCUGAGUUUGAGCAGGCUUGCAUUCAGAGCGCCUCCGAGAUGUCGGAAGCGGCCCUCAGCAAGGCCAUGGCCUUGAUCAAGCCAGGCGUGGAGCUGAGCGCGCUGCACCAGGCGAGCUACGCGGAGCUCAUGGCGCUGGGCAGCGAGGUGCCGGGGUAUUUGCCCAUAGUGCGGACCACUGAUCCCAGCGGCCACGGCUCCUGGAUGCCUGGCGAGAAGCUGUCGCUGGGGAGCUUGGCGUUCCUGGAGCUCUCCGGCUGCAAGUUCGGGCACCACGCGCCGCUGAUGCGCACCGCCUACCUGCGGGGACCCGAGGAGGCCACUCCUGCUUGGCUACUGGAGGCGGAGCGGCUCAUCCAGAAGACCUUCGAGGUCUGCCUGCCCAUGAUGAAGCCGGGCGCCAAAGCGAAGGACAUCGAUGCGGCCGGACGCGAGAUUAUGAACUCCAACACCGUCGGCCUGCACAUGUCUGCGCGCCUGGCCUACUCCACGGGCAGCACCGCCACGCAGCCGGCUGGCCACGCGGGCUGGGGGGACGCGGACUUCUCCUUGGUGGGCCACAACGAGGCGCCGCUGCAGGCGGGGAUGGUCUUUCACUUCAUCCCCUGGUUUCAGAAGUACGACAGCCCAAGUGGGCCCAUCGGCCUCUCCGACACGGUCCUGGUCACUGAAGCGGGGGGUCGCCGCUUCGGGCAACUUCCCUUGGAGAUUGUUACGGAGGCCUACAGCCUAAAGCUUUCUGCAGCUCUGGUCUCCCAACCCUUCCAGGAGGACGUGCCCAUGGAGGAGCUCCUGGCGAAGGACGAGAAGGAGCUGCCGAUGCCCAGGAACUGCCCCAUGGAGCUGGACGAGGCCUUCAAGAUUCAGACCCGGCUCAACGCCACCACCAUCGCCCAGGAGGAGGCCAAGAAGGCGGACCAGGAGGACGCGCGGUGCUUCCUGAAGGAGGAGGGCCUUCCGUUUCCGCAGACAGGACCGGAGUGGCGAUUGGUCUACCGGGCCAUGGGCAAGGUCCUCGCGGCCCGGGCCUUCCUCACGGACACCCCGGCGGAGGUGAUGCAGCUCCCGGUCCAGGACGUGGCGGACUCCAAGGAGCAGAUGAUCCUGCGGGCGGUAUGCGACGAGCGCAUCUCGGUCCCGGUGGAGAGCCUCCAGCAGUUCCCAGAGGUGUACAAGGCCCUCAUGGACCGCAUUGGAGGCCCGGGGGCCCUGGCGGAGGUGAAGGCCAUCUUGCAGCUGGUGUUGGACGAGCCGCCGGAGGGCCUCUACAACCGCUGGGUGAAGGAGCGGCUGGAGUACUACCGCCGGGUGGAGCCCUCGGCCCCGUUGCGGGACGUCUCCAUCGUGGACCAGAAGGACUCCGAGGCCUCCAUCUCCCUCUCCUCGGACACCGACGAGAGCGUGGACACUCAGUCGGACAAGGAGGGGGCCAGUGCCGAGUCCCCGGGCAUCCCAGGUCCCGACUUCCGCUGGCAUGUCGGCGCUUCGCUGGCCUGGCGAGGAGCUUGGCGCGCUUUGCCGAGUCCGGAGGUGCUUCGGGACGCGGCGGCGCAGUGCCUCCGCGGGAAGCCCAGGGGCAGAGGUGGCGAGAGGUCCGGAGGUGCUUCGGGGGGCGGCGGCGCAGUGCCUCCGUCCGGAGGUGCUUCGGGGGGCGGCGGCGCAGUGCCUCCGUCCGGAGGCGCUUCGCGGGGCGGCGGCGCAGUGCCUCCGUCCGGGGGUGCUUCGGGGGGCGGCGGCGCAGGGCCUCCGCCCGGACCCGCCAAGGCGCCCAAGAGCAUUCAGCAGGAGGUGGAACACGAGAUGCGUGGUCUUAAGGAGAGGCGGUCUCCAACUACCCCAUCCAGAGGAGGUAAAGAAACUCCGGAUUGGGAGAGAGUUGCCUACCGCUUCCGUAUCGACCAGGGCCGGUCGCAACCGGGCGAGGCGAAGGCAAAGGCGCCCUAUUCAGAUCAUUCAGGCCUGCGGUUUCCGUCUUUGGAGACAGCGGAGAACUACGACUACCACAUGGACCGUGGGCUGAGCCGCCUAGUGGAGCGCGCCUACCCCAUCAAGGUGCCUGGACAUCGACGCUUGGACCCUUUCUUCCGGGAAUACCUUUUCUUCCUGCACGACCUGGACCCCGCGCGCUUCACGGUGCAGCGGAUCGCCCAGAGGUACCGCCUCAGAGAGAAGACGGUGGCCAAGGUGCUGAAGGAGUGGGGCACCAACCGCUACCUCACCAGGAGCGGCCUCACGAAGCUGCACAUGAAGCAGCAGACUCGGGAGGCCGAAGUCUUAUCCGAGAAGGAGAGGGCCUACGCCAAGUGGGUAGGCUGGGAUCAGAUGGGAGACCAGGAUGACCCGGAGAGCGACGAUGAGGCGUUGGGCGGCGAGUUCAAAGGCUGGCGCUCCACGAGCGAUUGGGUGCGGCGGCAGAAAAUCGAGGUGGAGAUGAUGUCUGCCUUCCCGAUGAUGGAGAAGCGGGAUCCAAUGCCCAAGCGGGUGGAUGUAGACAUGGUGGCGGACACCAGGCCCGGGCAUAAGAUCAUCAACUGGAUCGACCCCACGGAUAAGGUGGUCUUCUGA